This is a messenger RNA of Lampris incognitus (smalleye Pacific opah), 3221 nucleotides long. RefSeq names its product glucan (1,4-alpha-), branching enzyme 1b (gene gbe1b). The coding region runs from base 170 to 2239 and encodes 689 amino acids. Gene Ontology annotation, molecular function: cation binding; hydrolase activity, hydrolyzing O-glycosyl compounds; 1,4-alpha-glucan branching enzyme activity. Gene Ontology annotation, cellular component: cytoplasm. NCBI's taxonomy places the organism in Eukaryota, Metazoa, Chordata, Actinopteri, Lampriformes, Lampridae. Gene Ontology annotation, biological process: glycogen biosynthetic process. The record is from RefSeq and is a predicted model, not a curated record. The transcript has 16 exons.
AAAAGCGUGUUCGCGAUGGGUGGGUUUAACGCGACGCGGGGAGUCUGAUUCGCUCUGAUCUCGCCGCCCUUGUGUUGGCACACGUCCCCCCCUUCUCAUGCCGCUAUAGUCUUGAUAUUUCCCGGUCAGCGGCGAGUCGACGCUCGAUUGCUCCUGCCUGGCCGAGACCAUGGGAGACCCGGAGGAUAAGGUUUCAGUUCCCGAGUUCAGCAAUCUGCUCCAAAUGGACCCCUAUCUCAAAACCUACGCGAAGGACUUCCAGAGGAGGUAUGGGCUGCUGGAAAAGCAACUUUUUCUGCUGGAGGAGGCAGAAGGAGGCUUUGAUCAGUUCACUCGCAGCUACUGGUCCUUUGGCGUGCAGCGACGGCCCGAUAACAGCCUGUUCUUAAAGGAGUGGGCUCCGGCCGCUGAGGCCCUCUUCCUCACUGGGGACUUCAAUGAAUGGGACAAGUUUUCUCACCCUUACACCAAGAAAGAAUACGGCAAGUGGGAACUGAUUCUGCCACCCAAACAUGACAAGUCACCAGCUGUGGAUCAUAACACCAAACUCAAGGUGGUUGUUCAUACCAAAGACGGUAAGCGUAUGUACCGGAUCUCACCUUGGGCAAAAUAUGUGACUAAGGAUGAUAAGUCUGUCAUCUACGACUGGGUUCACUGGGAUCCUCCUCAGCCCUAUAUUCACGUCCACCCUCGGCCAAAGAAGCCCAAAAGCUUGAGAAUUUAUGAGUCCCACGUGGGCAUCGCUUCGCCCGAGGGGAAGAUUGCCUCAUACACCAACUUCACAACCAACGUGCUGCCUCGUAUAAAAGACCUGGGUUACAACUCUAUUCAGCUGAUGGCUAUCAUGGAGCAUGCCUACUAUGCUAGCUUUGGAUAUCAGGUUACAAGUUUCUUUGCUGCUUCAAGUCGCUACGGCACUCCGGAUGAGCUGAAGCAGCUGAUAGAUGUGGCUCAUUCCAUGGGCAUCGUGGUCCUGCUGGAUGUGGUCCACAGCCACGCCUCCAAGAACACAGAGGAUGGCCUGAACAAAUUCGAUGGCUCCGACUCGUGCUUCUUCCACGCGCCCCCGAGAGGGGUGCACGCCAUGUGGGAUAGCCGACUCUUCAACUAUUCAAGCUGGGAAGUGCUGCGGUUCCUGCUGUCAAACUUGCGCUGGUGGAUGGAGGAGUACCGCUUUGAUGGUUUCAGGUUCGAUGGGGUGACCUCCAUGCUUUUCCACCACCAUGGCAUCGGUGUCGGCUUCACGGGGGAUUAUAGCGAGUACUUUGGCCUACAGGUGGACGAAGACUCUCUAGUUUACCUGAUGCUUGCCAAUCACAUUCUACACACUCUCUACCCUGACUGCAUCACCAUCGCAGAGGAAGUCUCGGGGAUGCCCGCUGUCUGCAGAGCUGUGGCGGAGGGAGGCCUCGGUUUCGAUUACCGUCUGGCCAUGGCCGUUCCUGACAAGUGGAUCCAGAUCCUGAAGGAGGUGCAUGACGAAGACUGGGACAUCGGCAACAUCGUCUACACAAUGAUCAACAGGCGCUACGGCGAGAAAUGCAUAGCCUAUGCAGAGAGUCACGACCAGGCCCUCGUUGGAGACAAGACACUGGCCUUCUGGUUAAUGGACAAAGAGAUGUACACCAACAUGAGCUCCCUCGAGCCCAUGACGCCCGUCAUCGACCGCGGCAUCCAGCUGCAUAAGAUGAUCCGCCUCCUUACUCAUAGUCUGGGUGGAGAGGGCUACCUCAACUUCAUGGGAAAUGAAUUUGGCCAUCCGGAAUGGCUGGAUUUUCCCAGAGAGGGGAACAAGUACAGUUACCAUUAUGCCAGGCGGCAGUUUAACCUGACGGACAUGAACCACCUACGCUACCGGCAGCUCUAUGCCUUUGACCGGGACAUGAACCGUACUGAGGACAAGUACGGCUGGCUGGCUGCCCCACCUGCCUUUAUCACUGCCAAGCACGAGGGGCAAAAAGUCAUUGUGUUUGAGAGGGCAAAUGUGCUCUUUAUCUUCAACUUCCACCCCAUCAACAGUUACCAGGACUACAGAGUGGCAGUAGAGGCUCCAGGAAAAUACACAAUCAAGCUGGAUUCUGAUGACACCCAGUAUGGAGGUCAUGGACGACUGCAGCACAACACGGAGUUCUUUACAGAAGCUCAUCCCUUCAAUGACCGUGCUAACUCUAUAAAGGUCUACAUACCCUGCAGAACAGCUAUUGUCCUGGCCAACGAGGAGAUGGAUUACUGUUAUUAAAGGAUGAUUGUCUCCACAGAGACCAGUGUCAAGAAUGGAUUCCAACCCCAACUGAGUGUUAACAACCACCUUCUUCUCAGUGUCGACCUUCCACAUCACCCAAAACCCACUCUCUGUGCUCAAGUCCUUUUUUUCCCAUUGGCUCCUUUGUUUUCAAACACCAUCCUUAGAUGCUAUGUAGCCCCCUUACCAUACAGAUUGGUCCAUUUGGGAGGGGUCCAAAGAUUCUCAGCAGUCAUGACCCUGCUGAGUCCGUUCACCACCAGGCGGUGGCCAUUUGUGGGCUCAGUCGAAUUUGAAACGCAGUUGGUAAUUUUGCCAGUUUAGAGAUGGAAAAAGUUACAUGCCUCCACUGUUUUCUGCGUAAUAAUGUCUGAAGUGAUGUAACUUUCAGGGUUGUUUAUAUUGAAAUACGUUUUUCUUUUAAUUGUUAUGAUUAAUUAUUGUCACCGGUAUUUAAAUACAAAUACCACGACGGGGUCUGAGAUGCAGGAAAUGUGUACAGUGUUAACUUGAACUGUACUUGAAAAUUUGAAUAUUUUAUUUAAUCACUGGUACUCCAUUACUGUUCAUUCAUUUUAUGGAGGAUUGCAAGGAUAAGGAUAUUGUAAUUUGCACAACGUAAUGAGUUGCUUUGAGUCGUUACACUCUGCUGUGGGUAUCUUGCACAAUUGUGAUGUAGUGCUAAAAUGUAUGCAGCUACUGGAAACAAUGUAGUCAUCCACAGCCUGCUUAUUAAGCCAGCGGUUUGCAGCUAAAGCAACUGGUAAACUCACCUUCUGUCUCGGAUAUAUGCAUGUUGCGUGCACAAUAGAUGGUGUUCUGGUGAUUAAAAUGUCAUACGUUGUGUAUCAAUAAUUUCCACUGAGAAAAUGUCAUAUCACUGGUAACAGUAUUGUUUUAAUAAUGCAAACAGGAUAUUUUAAGCACUUCAGUGUCCCUUUUUUUUUUGCUGAAAAGAUAGUUUGCCGAGCUAGGAAGA